UAAGGGCGUUAGGGGGCGGAGUGUGUGUGUGUGGGUGUGUAUACAUAACAGAGGCUCAGGCAGCUCUACUGCUCACUUCAGUUCUCAGUUGAAAUAUGAACUCUGUCCUGUCUGUCUACCUGCUGGCGAGUCUGCCACUUUACUGCCUACUGCUUACAGUGGGUAAAGGUGAGGGGCAGUUUGUUCCAGGGAGGUGUGAGUGUUAUGACACAAAGACAACUGUCAGCGGACCACUGUCUGACCUCAAAGUCACACUCAAAGGCAUCACCUGCAACACUGACCAAAUCAUAGUGGUAAUGAAGAGGACCAGUGAGCCUGUGUGUGUGAAUCCAAUGGGACCACUGGGAAAACAGCUGCUGCGCUGCUGGAAGAAAACCAGCGGAUUGGAUAAGAAGAGGUGUCUGAGAAGGAGGAGAGGGCAGGGGAAACGAGGACAGAAACAGAGGAAACACAGGGGACAAUCUAAAGAGAGCAAAAGAAGGGCAACACCAAUCCCUGCCUUAGGGUGACCACAGAGCCAGUACCUGUCCGUUCUCCUAACCAGUACUGUAGUGUUCUAGCUAGUUUACACUGUAACCCUAGACCAGACCAAUUCACACCAGAGGCACUACCGACACCAGAGGCACUGGUACCAGAGGCACUACAAACUACAGACACCAGAUGACAAACUACAGACACCAGAGAAACUACAGACACCAGAGGCACUGGUACCAGAGGCACUACAAACUACAGACACCAGAUGACAAACUACAGACACCAGAGAAACUACAGACACCAGAGGCACUACAGACACUGAACCAGAAUCUGGGUUUACAGGAGAUGUUGAAUAUGGCGAUUGUCCUUUAAGCCUAGGAAGCAGCCAUUCAACUUGCCAUUCACCAGCUUUUCAAUCUUAAUAAUGACAAAAUACGUUUGGUACUUAUCAAAAAAAAUUGUUUCGCUGAGCAACUAUCGUCAUUACUGCCGUUAUGGCCUAACUAGACGAUAGGCUAUAAAGGCCUGGGGAAAGAUGUACUGUACAUCAAACAUACCCUAUAUGGUCUACUUAAUUGACUUGCAUGAAAUAUUAUUGCAUUCCGUGUAGCGCGGGUGAAACAACAGAUUGACAUGACGUUCAUACAAUGUUGUCAAUCAUUUACCUUUCCUGCUGCUGGAUCAGCCGACCUGUGCGUGGCAGUAAUGAGUGAUUUUAUUGAAGGUGCAGGAGAGGUGGAUUUAGCGCAUGAACACUUGGUCAAAAACAAUACUUAGAUUCAGACAACACAUUUUUUUGGGUUGCAUGUAACUUUUUAUUUAGACUCUUUUUUGGAAGUACAUACUGGCCGUAAGCCCUGAUUCUUGUUCAUUCAGACACCAGAGAAACUAUGGACAACAGAGGUUCUACAGACAGCAGAGGCACUACAGACACCACAUACAAAUGUGUUGUGUUGAAUGAAUAUCAUUAAUGUAUCAUUAUGUUCGGUUACAGACAUUGUUGUUUCUAACUGUUUAUUGUAAACACUGUUGGUAUCUAUGUUGCUAUUUGUAAUACUUUUAUACUUUUUCAAGGUGUUGUUUUGUAAUAAAUAUUAAAACUGA
Messenger RNA from Salmo salar (Atlantic salmon), 1578 nucleotides. It is a transcript of the gene cxcl-c13b, whose product is annotated as CXC chemokine 13b. The record is from RefSeq and is a predicted model, not a curated record. Gene Ontology annotation, molecular function: chemokine activity. Gene Ontology annotation, biological process: immune response. Lineage: Eukaryota; Metazoa; Chordata; Actinopteri; Salmoniformes; Salmonidae. Gene Ontology annotation, cellular component: extracellular region.